Messenger RNA from Podarcis muralis (Common wall lizard), 1384 nucleotides. The record is from RefSeq and is a predicted model, not a curated record. NCBI's taxonomy places the organism in Eukaryota, Metazoa, Chordata, Lepidosauria, Squamata, Lacertidae.
AGAAUGUCGUCCAAGAACGUCCAGAAGUAGGAAAGAUCUGGAGAAGCCACAGCUGUGAUCUCCAAAGAGGAACAAAUCCUGGAAGACUGUCGCCUUGAAGCAAGACAAUUGCCCCGGGAGAAAACAUGUCACGUGAACCAUUGCUGAAAACCUCAGAGGCAGAUGAAGAUUCCGUCGGAGAAGGAGAAGACAGAGAACUGAGGAUAAUCCUUGUCGGUAAAACAGGCUGCGGGAAAAGUGCCACGGGAAACACCAUCCUUGGCCGGAAAGAGUUCGUGUCGGCGCUUAGGCCAGGAACAACAACUGUGACCUGCCAAAGAGGCCAGGGGACCUGGAAUGGCAGGACUGUCUUGGUGGUGGACACAGCAGAUAUUUUGAGCUCAGGUGCCUUCAGUGAUGAAGAAUUAGCAGCCGAGAUCAUCCGUUGCAUUGAGCUGUCCAGGCCUGGUCCCCACGCUCUGGUUUUCGUGACUCAGGUGGGCCGUUUCACAGCAGAAGAUGAGGCGGCAGCGAAGCAAGUCCAGGAUGUCUUUGGCUUGGAGGCCACCAAGCACAUGGUGGUCUUGUUCACCCGCAAAGAAGAUUUAGGUGGAGGCUCCUUGCGGGAUUAUGUGGGGUGGUCAGAGAACAAGGCUGUCAAGGAGCUGAUGGAGAAAUGUGGCAGCCGCUUCUGCGCUUUCAAUAACAGGGCAGAAGGGGAAGAGAGGGAGGAGCAGGUCUCCGAGCUGAUGGACAUGAUCCACGACAUGGUUCAGGAGAACAGAGGAGGCUAUUACAUCAACGAGCUGUACUUGGAGCCCGACAUAACCAGUGCAGAUCUCAGGAGUUACAUGAUAGAGAACAGAUGGGCCAGGCAAAGAGCAGAGCAACUUUCUGGCAGGAGGCAGAAUGUACCGCGUCUCGUGGCAGAUUGGUUGUUGGUCGCUACGGGGAUUGCAGUUGGGUGCGCUUUGCUGGGCUACAUUAUUUGGCGUGUGUUUUCUUACUUUCAAGUUGGGAAAUCUGCCUCCUAAAAUAGCUCAUAUUGGUCUUCCAUACCCUCUCCAGCUGUUUUUGGCCUACAACUCCCAUCAUCCCUAGCUAGCAGGACCGGUGGUCAGGGAUGAUGGGAAUUGUAGUCCAAAAAAACAGCUGGAGACCCACAUUUGGGAAACCCUGGGAUAGAGUGUCAGACUAGGAAAUCCCUGACUGCUCAGGGUUCAGAUCCUCACCUCUCAGCCAUGAAUCUCACUGGGUGACCUCAAGUCAAUAACUCACUCUCAGCUUAGCAUACCUCACAGUGUUGUUGUGAGGAUAAAAUGGGGAGGGAGAGAAUUAUGAACUCCUUGGAGGAAAAGGUGGGAUAUAAACAUAAUUAAUAAGGAAAUAAACUCUUGUGUGGCAA